CACGGACACCCGUGUGCCCAAAUGUAAACAGACGCGGGAAACUUAAGCCUAACUGUCAGAACCAGCCAUAGACUGUAUAUAUAUAUAUAUAUUAAACAUAUUAAAUAUACGGAGAGAGUCCGGUCAUGACAGACAUUUUAAGACUCGUGUUCCGGACCUUUGUUUCCCAACCGGAAGUCGGGGAGCAGCUGAGCCCACCGUGCCCGACCACGUGCAGCGCCCUGGUGGUCGGCGACCCCGGCCUGGGCCGCGCGGUGCUGCUGCUCGCGGCCGUGACAGCGGCCUCGGAGCUGGGGGUCCGAGUGAUGUUCUUCACCCAGACCCAGAUCCAGAGCCUUCCGGUGUCGCUGCAGAAGUGUGUUUCCGGUCUGAGCCCGGAGAGUCUGAAGAGGAUCCAGUUCUCGUACCCGCGGACUCUGGAGGAGCUCCUGCAGCAGGUGGCCCGCCUCCACGAGUCCCCCCACACGUCCCCCACGCCCCCGUCCCUGAUCCUGGUCGACAGGCUGGAGGGCUUCCUGUGUGGGUCCGGAUCCCACAGCGGGUCUCACCCGGGCGCGCCGUCCCGCGCCGCCCACCUGGCGGCGCUGCUGUGCGACAGCGCCUCCUUCCUCACGCAGGUCCUGGAUCAGCGCUCCUCGGGCUCGGCCCCGUGCCGCGUCAUCGCUUCCUUCCAGCCGGGGGGGGACCCGGGGCAGGCCGGGUCCGAGGCCUCCGCCACGGACCCCGUCCUUGAUGUUCUGGAUCGCUAUUUCCAGGUUCGCUGCACUUUGGACCAAGACAGGAGCUAUGAAGCUGCAGCGGCCGGGCUGCAGGGGUUGUGGCACGUUUACCUCUCCGGGACCGGCAUCACAGAGACCGGGGCCGGCAUCACACAGACCGGGACCGGCAUUACAGGGACCGGGGCCGGCAUCACAGGGACCGGGACCGGCAUCACAGGGACAGGCAUCACAGGGAUUGGGACCGGCAUCACAGAGACCGGGGCCGGCAUCACAGGGACCGGGACCUUCAUCACAGGGACCGGGACCCGCAUCACAGAGACCGGGACCGGCAUCACAGGGACAGUCAUCACAGGGACCGAGGACCAUGAGGACAGACCCGCGGUGGCCACGGAGUGGCAGCUGUUAGUUUCUCCUGACGGUUCGAUGGAGUUUAAGUCGGUUUGAAAAUGUUGCAUCCUCCAUCAUAGCUCCUCUGGGGUCCAUCCUCCAUCAUAACUCCUCUGGGGUCCAUCCUUCAUCAUAGCUCCUCAGAGAGCCAUCCUCCAUCAUAGCUCCUCAGAGAGCCAUCCUCCAUCAUAGCUCCUCUGGGGUCCAUCCUCCAUCAUAGCUCCUCAGAGAGCCAUCCUCCAUCAUAGCUCACCAGAGAUCCAUCCUCUAUCAUAGCUCCUCAGAGAGCCAUACUCCAUCAUAGCUCCUCGGAGAUCCAGCCUCCAUCAUAGCU
This is a messenger RNA of Etheostoma cragini (Arkansas darter), 1440 nucleotides long. It is a transcript of the gene swsap1, whose product is annotated as SWIM-type zinc finger 7 associated protein 1. Gene Ontology annotation, cellular component: Shu complex. Gene Ontology annotation, biological process: double-strand break repair via homologous recombination. The coding region runs from base 126 to 1163 and encodes 345 amino acids. The record is from RefSeq and is a predicted model, not a curated record. Gene Ontology annotation, molecular function: single-stranded DNA binding. The transcript has 3 exons. Lineage: Eukaryota; Metazoa; Chordata; Actinopteri; Perciformes; Percidae.